Gryllus bimaculatus (two-spotted cricket) is the source of this 3731-nucleotide messenger RNA. The record is from the annotation of a GenBank genome assembly. Lineage: Eukaryota; Metazoa; Arthropoda; Insecta; Orthoptera; Gryllidae.
AUGACUUCGGAGCUUCUCGCCAGCAAACGGGAGGGGGGGGGGGGACGGCGUUCUAAGCGGCGGUUUGCGCUAUUCGAGUUAGGGAAGAAAGUGGUCGUGGUGGGGGAUGAGGGGAAAUUCGUCUCUCGUUAACGGAAGAGUUCACGACGUACCAAACCACGUUCUCCCGCUACAGAAAAUUUGAAGCGUAGUACCUUGUGGUGGCAUUUGCUGCGAAGCUGGUGAAAUAUUCCACUUGUGUUACCGAAAGUGCGUUUGGGAGUGCUGUGGUAGUGCAAAUAACAAUUUUUACGCGUUAUGCGACAAAAGAUGUAAUAGAACGUGAUUCUGUGAUACUAGAAGAAUCUGUGCGCGACGGAAUGAAAUGUUAAGAUGGCGACGAGAUAUCAUCGACGUCUUUGUAGUUAAUUGGGGCGUCUGCAAGAUUUAUGCGCAGAAUAGAAUUGUCUGGCUUAUUAUCUUUCUCUCCGCAAUGGUGUACGCCACAAUUCUCAUCAUAAGCAGCGCAGAGCGUUAUUACACCAACCCCACAGUGGUGUCCUUAGAGAAGAAUUAUAUGGAAUGGAAUGUAACUUUCCCGUCCAUGACGUUCUUUUAUUUAAAUCGCGUGAACCACUCUGCCGUGAAAGAAUUCGUGCGAAAGAACAUGUCCAUUGUCGAUCCUGAGAAGGCUGCACUGUACGAGAGGUUCGUUGCAGCUGUGGGAAAUCUGACUUACGACAACCUGCACUUAUUCCGAGAAUUUGAAAACGAAAACGGCUUCGAUCAGAUAAAGUCCGAAAUGGAAGACAUCGCCGUGCAGGUUCAGGACCGCCGCGAACUUCCAACACCUGAAAAAGUUGGAAAACAAGUAAUAACCACCACACCAAUUUUAGGAGAAUUUGGGAUAGCCUACACUUUCGCGUCUCCUAUAGCGCGUUACAUAUCACCCAGACCGAUAAGAGAUAAUCCUAAGUUGAGAGAUAAAUAUAAAGCAGAUAUUGUGAAUUGCCAAGUAAUUGGUUUUUCUUGCACAUCCUAUACGGGUUUCCCGGUGGGAAUGAGUGUUAAGUAUUCAGUACAUUCUCCUUAUGAAGUGCAGCAGGCAUCUGACAAGUUCGAAUACGGAUUCAAUGGGGCCAACCUGAUCUUUUAUAUGGCUUCACAAAUAAUUUCAGACGUUGAAGUGUACAAACUGAAACUGUCACAACGGCAUUGUUUCCUUCAAACAGAACCUAGUGGCAAUUUGCCAUUUAGUAGUUUCAAUAUAUGCCUCAUGAAGUGUCGGCGGCGGCUAGCAAUAAGUCUGUGUGGAUGUGCACCGUUCUUUUAUAAUUCUCUUGGAGGAAAUAAGAAAGUUUGCAACGCGAAAGGUCUGGCCUGCCUAUCACGACAUGUCAAACAUCUUCAAACUCUUUACAAAGAAGAAGGGGGAGUCGAGAAGAAAGAAUCUUGUAGAUGUAUUCAGCCAUGUGAACACAUUGAGUACGAAGUAAGAACUGCAGAUGUUGCUCCAGCGGGACUUAAUGUUAUGAUUACUUAUGGAAUGAAAGAAUUCAGCACAGCUCGUUAUAUAAAACGAGUAUUAUUUGGAAUAGAAGAUCUUUUAGUGUCGUAUGGAGGAACAGCCGGUUUCUUUUUAGGCUGCAGUUUACUAAGCGUUUUCGAGCUGGUGUAUUUCUUCACUCUACGACUGGUGUGUGUGGUGUUCUGUCAUUCACGCGGGUCUAAGGGUGGCGACAGGCAGAAACGUCGACUUCGGCGGGAGCAGUGGUUUCAGUCGCUGCAUCCUAAUCUCAAGGAACCCUUCUACUGAGGUUCCUGCAAGGAAUUCACAACACGCUAAGCAAGGAGUUUUAAAGGGAGAUCUACGAUUUGGGUCUGAGUUUGCUGAUAGCGUGAUAAUCAAUCGUGUGAAGCAAGAUCGUAGCUAUAAAAAGGUCUGGGGAGCUUACGUUCUUCGUAAAUACAAUCGUCUUUUCUUUAUUGUUGGAAUAAUAAGGAUGCACUAAGAAAAAUAUAAAACUGCUAACAACGUUAGAAGAAUUGGAAUAAACGUGUUCGGUGGUUUGGAAGGUAUAUUGUAUUGAUCUGAUUCGUAAAUCGAGUGUCAAGUUGAUUGGGUGUAGUGAUAUUCUAAACGUCUUCAAUGCAACAGCAAACUGUAUACUUGUUUGGGCAGUUUUAUCUAAUUGCUUAUAUGGCGUAGCAUAGAGAAAACUGUAACUGAAGUGAAGUGUGUUGCCGGUGACAGAAAAGACGAGCGACAGAACGCUGCGUGUCAGUGGCAUGCAUGACGCGAAGCCAUGUCAGAGGAAUGGUGCUAUCAAAACCUCAAGAGUUGUUUCUUUGUGACGUUUUCUAUUUUAUUUAGAAAAAAAUAGGCGUAAGCGAAUUGGAGUGGAUAAGUGUAUAACGGGAGGCAGUAAGUGGAGUGUGUAUGAGCUAUAGUAUAAUCCACGUCUGCUUACUUGAAUCCAGGGGCGCGCGGGGAUUACUUUUUAUACCCCAGAUGCCAGCGGUGGCCUACCUUUCAAUUCCUCGUAAAACUGCCCCGUUGAAAAUGGUCUCCUCGAAAUCUCAUCUAUACAGUCGCUGGAAGACAUGCUUCACACAAUUUUUCCUGAAUACCCGUUAGAUUAGAAGAAUCACUCAUUACUUCACUGCUAAGUCCUACAAAUACUAUCGAAAUUAUGAGCAAACCGGCAAUUCACUAACACUUCAAUGGAUUGCCUUUGCGUCAAGCACUGCCCUGCCCUGCAUAUUGAUUCCCUAAGAAAAAUGACCUAUGCUAUUAAAAAAUUCGUGGAUUCUAGGUGUCUGUUCACAAGUCGGAACAUUAUUCCUCAGAAAAAUUAAUAAAAUCUCUGAACAUUCUGGUGCACUCUCAUUAGGGCGAGAGAAAAUAUGUUCCAUCUAAUCAUUUUAUAAGUUCUAAACUUCUCGACAAACUGUGUGGUGCCGCUCCGGAUGGCCGAGAUCUCGGACCGAAGGAUCGAAGUUCGAGUCCCGCGUCGGGAAUGGUUGUGGUUGUGUUCGUCCUUUUACUCCCACCAUCAUAUCGUGUCAUCCUCAUAGUUACCAUACCGUUACACGCAAUAGUGGUCGCUAAUGACCUAGUAGUUGAUGCGACCUUCGCAACAAUAACAAAAAACCUGUACGGUAAUUUAUACUAACAAAAGAUGUCAUUGAAAAUAAUUUUGCCUUGAUAGCUCUGGCUUCUGAGUAAUCACAUUCGCAGGCAGGGCGAGCCAGGCGAGGCCUGACCUUGAAGCAGUGGAAGGGGGAAACCUUCAUCCAUCCCCAGCUAGCCGACAUUAUCUGCUGCGGCUCGAAGUAGAGGCGCGAGCAGCUCUCUUCCCAGCGAAGAUGUCAGAGCUGGGUAGAGCAGAGGACGACCGCAAAGACCGCAGUAAAAUGUGCAGCGUGCUGGUGUUGAAUUGACCAAACUAUUUCUUUCCACUUCUGGGUAAGAACACCUCUGUCACGACACGCGCGUUGACUGCCAGACGUGGUCGGUCAAGAAUUUCAAUUCCCCACCCAGUGUGCGAAUUCGUCGUGUGAUGCUCGGGAGCCGUGCUGGUCGCGCCUAUACGUGCACAUUUGUGCAAAAGGAAAAACUGUUGCCCGAGAGACACCGGUUCUAAAAGCUGAUUUCAGGAUCUUCUGAGUUGACGUUUGGGAUGAUUUGUUAGUUUUAUCAUUUUAAAAUUGUAAUUCAAUUCUGGAUUUUUUUCUGAUAGUUUGAAGAG